GCGCAUGAUUUACGAACUCAAUCGCCAACGAAACUACCCACGGUGGUACAUAAAGAAGGCGAACUCCUCCUGUUUUCGGUCGGCAGAAACUUCCACUUAUGGCUGAAGAAGCAAAAGCUAAGGGUAACGCCGCCUUCUCCUCCGGCGACUUUCAGGCGGCCAUCCGCCACUUCACUGAAGCAAUCAACCUCGCCUCUACGAACCAUGUCCUCUACUCCAAUCGAUCCGCCGCCUACGCCUCCCUCAACCAAUUUGAAUCAGCAUUAACGGAUGCUAAGAAGACUGUUGAGCUCAAGCCCGACUGGUCCAAGGGCUACAGCAGGCUUGGAGCAGCUCACCUUGGCUUGCAUCAGUACCAAGACGCUAUUGCUGCGUACAAGAAGGGCCUCGAGAUCGACCCCAGUAAUGAAGCUUUGAAGUCUGGUUUGGCUGAUGCUCAAUCCUCGGCGUCGCGUUCUAGAGCAGCACCGGCACCAAAUCCUUUUGGGGAUGCUUUUCAGGGGCCUGAGAUGUGGGCGAAAUUGACCGCGGAUCCGACGACGAGGCUCUUUUUGCAGCAGCCAGAUUUUGUAAAAGCGAUGCAGGACAUACAAAAGAAUCCAAACAAAUUGAAUGAGUAUUUGAAGGAUCAGAGAGUGAUGCAGGCACUGGGAGUUCUAUUGAACGUGAAAUUUAAGGCACAUCCUGGCAGCAGUGAAGACACUGAUAUGCCUGAGGCUGAGACUCCCCCUCCUCAACCAGCUAAGGAGGAGCGUAAAAGGCCCGAACCGGAGCCAGAACUGGAACCAACGGAGCUGUCAGAGGAGGAGAAAGAGAAGAAGGAGAGGAAGGAGAAAGCGCAGAAGGAGAAGGAGGCAGGAAAUGUAGCUUAUAAGAAGAAAGAUUUCGAAACUGCAAUUUCCCAUUACUCUAAGGCGAUGGAAUUUGACGAUGAGGAUAUCUCAUAUCUGACUAAUCGGGCUGCUGUGUAUUUGGAGAUGGGCAAGUAUGAGGAAUGCAUUAAAGAUUGUGACCAGGCUGUGGAGAGAGGUAGAGAGCUCAGAUUUGACUUUAAGAUGAUAGCAAGGGCUUUGACUAGAAAGGGAACUGCUUUAGUGAAAAUGGCUAAAUGCUCCAAAGAUUAUGAACCAGCCAUUGAGACAUUCCAGAAAGCUCUUACUGAACAUCGCAACCCAGACACCUUGAAGAAACUAAAUGACGCUGAGAGAGCAAAGAAGGAACUAGAGCAGCAAGAGUAUUUUGAUCCACAUGUAGCUGAUGAAGAGCGUGAGAAAGGGAAUGAAUACUUCAAGCAGCAGAACUAUCCUGAAGCUGUUAAGCAUUAUACUGAAGCAAUUAGACGAAACCCUGAGGAUCCUAAGGCAUACAGUAACAGAGCUGCAUGCUACACAAAGCUUGGUGCAUUGCCAGAAGGACUGAAAGAUGCUGAGAAGUGCAUUGAACUUGAUCCGACUUUUUCUAAGGGGUACAAUAGAAAGGGUGCUGUGCAGUUCUUCAUGAAAGAAUAUGACAAGGCUUUAGAAACAUACCGGGAAGGGUUGAAACAUGAUCCUAAUAACCAGGAAUUGCUUGAUGGUGUUAGAAGAUGUGUGGAUCAGAUUAACAAGGCUAACCGUGGUGAUUUAAGCCCUGAAGAGUUGAAGGAGAGACAGGCCAAGGCAAUGCAAGACCCUGAGAUUCAGAACAUUCUCUCUGAUCCUGUUAUGCGACAGGUGUUGAUUGAUUUCCAGGAGAAUCCAAAGGCUGCUCAAGAGCACACGAAGAACCCAAUGGUAAUGACCAAGAUCCAGAAGCUGGUCGCUGCUGGAAUCGUCCAGCUCAGAUAAAUGUGAAGAAACUUCCAUUUUUCUUCUAAGUUUUUUAUUUUUGGUUCCAAUUCAGACAACUGUACGUUGCGGUGUGAAUUUGAAUGGAUUUAAUUUAUAGAACUUUCUGUUGAAAGUUUUUGAGGCUUAUAAUUCGUGGAU
This is a messenger RNA of Rubroshorea leprosula, 1967 nucleotides long. Lineage: Eukaryota; Viridiplantae; Streptophyta; Magnoliopsida; Malvales; Dipterocarpaceae. The record is from the annotation of a GenBank genome assembly.